Messenger RNA from Marmota monax (woodchuck), 2086 nucleotides. RefSeq names its product THAP domain containing 4 (gene Thap4). NCBI's taxonomy places the organism in Eukaryota, Metazoa, Chordata, Mammalia, Rodentia, Sciuridae. Bases 95 to 1825 code for a protein of 576 amino acids. The transcript has 7 exons. The record is from RefSeq and is a predicted model, not a curated record.
CCCACGUCCCGGCCGUGUCGCCGCACUCCCUCGGGGCGGGCCGGGCGGCGGGCGGCGAGGCCGGAGCCUGGCGGCGCCCUGGGCCGAGCCCGCGAUGGUGAUCUGCUGCGCGGCCGUGAACUGCUCCAACCGUCAGGGCAAGGGAGAAAAGCGCGCCGUCUCCUUCCACAGGUUCCCCCUAAAGGACUCAAAACGCCUGAUCCAGUGGUUGAAAGCUGUUCAGAGGGAAAACUGGACCCCCACUAAGUAUUCGUUCCUCUGUAGUGAACAUUUCACCAAAGACAGCUUCUCCAAAAGGCUGGAGGACCAGCACCGCCUGCUCAAGCCCACAGCAGUGCCCUCCAUUUUCCACCUGACUGAGAAGAAGAGGGGGGCUGCAGGCCAUGGCCGGACUCGGAGAAAGGACGCCAGCAAGGCCUCGGGGGCCAUGAGGGGCCGCGGGAGCACAGCAGCCGGGAGAGGGGCCGUGAGCAGCUCUCCCUCCUCCAGUGGAACCCUGAUGGCCCAGCCAGAGCCCCGCAAGCUGAAGCGAGCCACUCUGCAGGGUGAUGCCACACCCAGGACCCCCCCAGAUCCCCGCCUUCAGGAGCAGGCCCAGCAGUGUCUGGGGAAGACCCCAGGAGGUGGACCAUCGGCCACCAGGGCCGGCAGCCAGGGAGAAGAAGGAGCAUGUGCGGAGGAAGCCAGGGGCCAGCCUGCUGGCGCCGCCUGGGCCGAGCGCGGCGGGGUGUCGGCGGAAGACUUCUCUCCCCCCGGGUCUGGAGCCUGCAGGUUCAUCGGCGCACUGCAUUCCUACAGCUUCUCCUCCAGACACACUCGAGAGAGGCCUUCCGUUCCCCGAGAGCCCAUUGACCGGAAGAGGCUGAAGAGAGACGUGGAGCCCAGCGGCAGCGGCAGUAGCCUGGGGCCGGACCAGAGUGUGGCCCACAGCCCUCCGAGGGCCUCGCUCACUGCCACGCCACAGAAGCCUGCCCAGAGCCCCUCCGCCCCGCCCACGGAUGUCACCCCGAAGCCAGCUGCGGAGGCCGUGCAGAGCCAGCAGAGCGAUGCCAGCCCCAUGUCCAUCAACGAGGUCAUCCUGUCUGCAUCAGGGGCCUGCAGGCUCAUCGACUCGCUGCACUCGUACUGCUUCUCUGCCCGGCAGAGCAAGAGCCAGGUGUGCUGCCUGCGGGAGCAGGUGGAGAAGAAGAAUGGCGAGCUCAAGAGCCUGCGGCAGAGGGUCAGCCGCUCCGACAGCCAGGUGCGCAAGCUGCGCGAGAAGCUGGACCAGCUAAGGAAAGCGAGCUUCCCCUACCUGAGCGGCCUGCUGCCCCCCAGCCGCGAGCCUCCCAAGAUGAACCCAGUGGUGGAGCCGCUGUCUUGGAUGCUGGGUACCUGGCUGUCUGACCCUCCGGGAGCUGGGACCUUUCCGACCCUGCAGCCCUUCCAGUACCUGGAAGAGGUGCACAUCUCCCAUGUGGGCCAGCCCAUGUUGAACUUCUCGUUCAACUCCUUCCACCCUGACACGCGCAAACCCAUGCACAGAGAGUGUGGCUUUAUCCGCCUCAAGCCCGACACCAACAAGGUGGCCUUCGUCAGCGCCCAGAACACAGGCGUCGUGGAGGUGGAGGAGGGUGAGGUGAAUGGGCAGGAGCUGUGCAUCGCAUCCCACUCCAUCGCCAGGAUCUCCUUCGCCAAGGAGCCCCACGUGGAGCAGCCUCAUCGGGAUUCUCAUGGACUAGUGGCUGCACAGGUGCUGGCUGGGGUUUCCCAAGGACACGUUGGCCUUGAAUCCAGGCUGCAGGUGAAGGUGGAGGUCACAGCAGGGAAGCACGUGAGGUGCUGAGUGGAGACCGAGAACAUGACAUCUCAACCUGAGAUUACCCGAAAAUUCAGGCUGAAUUCUGAAGGCAAACUUGAACAGACAGUGUCCAUGGCGACCACCACGCAGCCACUGACCCAGCAUCUUCAUGUCACCUACAAGAAGGUGACCCUGUAGCCAGCACUCCAGAGCCCGGGCCCUGCAUGGCUGCAGGCUGUCGGGGCUGCGCUGUCCAGAUGUUCCUGGAGUGGUGUCGAGAAACCAAAUAAAAGGCCUUUAUUUUUA